This is a messenger RNA of Lycium barbarum (goji berry), 2038 nucleotides long. RefSeq names its product serine/threonine protein phosphatase 2A 57 kDa regulatory subunit B' beta isoform-like. The transcript is spliced from 3 exons. NCBI's taxonomy places the organism in Eukaryota, Viridiplantae, Streptophyta, Magnoliopsida, Solanales, Solanaceae. Gene Ontology annotation, molecular function: protein phosphatase regulator activity. Gene Ontology annotation, biological process: signal transduction. Gene Ontology annotation, cellular component: protein phosphatase type 2A complex. The record is from RefSeq and is a predicted model, not a curated record. Bases 256 to 1743 code for a protein of 495 amino acids.
UUUUUAAUUAUCUCCACUUUCAUCACUCUCUCUCUCUCUCUUCUUCUUCUUCUUCUACUUCAAAUUUGCAAUCCAUAUCCAUUUAUUUCCUCUAUUUAUAUUUCUCUCCCUCACAUUAUCUCAAACUGAUCGCCGGAAAAUUCCCCACCGUCCGAUCAACUCCCCCGUAAAUCCGGCGGUCAUGGAUCUCCGCUUCUACACACUAACUGAAUUUCAAAUCAGGUACUUGUAGAAGAACAAAAAGCUAGGGUUUUAAUGUUGAAUAAAAUCAUAAAGAGAGGGCACAAAAAAGUGCCUAAAUCAUCAUCAGAGGUAUCUGAUUUCACUCACGCGCUCGGUCACGCGCCGCCGCAAGGAAGUAGAAAUUCCGGCAAUGUUUCAACAUCCGAUGUUGUCGUUAACCAUGCUUCCAGGGGCAAUUUGGUAAAUAACUCGAUCCAAACAAACCCUACGGUGAUGACGUCAUCAGUGCCUUCUGGAAACAUCGAGAACCUUCCAAUGUUUCGUGAUGUUCCGAUUUCGGAACGUCAAGUGUUGUUUUUUAAGAAAGUAAACAUUUGUUGUUUUCAGUUUGAUUUCAAUGAUACAAUGAAAAUGGUAAGAGAAAAAGAGAUUAAAAGACAAUCACUUGUUGAGCUUGUUGAUUAUGUUCAAUCUGGUGCUGGUAAAAUAAGUGAAAGUAAUCAAGAAGAAAUGGUAAAAAUGAUAUCUUUGAAUAUAUUUCGAUGUUUACCACCAGCGUCUCACGAGAAUACAGGGUCGGAAAAUGUGGAACAUGAAGAAGACGAGCCUUGUCUCGAGCCAUCGUGGCCUCAUUUACAGCUCGUUUAUGAAUUGUUGUUAAGGUAUGUUGUUUCAUCGGAUACUGAUACGAAAGUAGCUAAACGGUUUAUUGAUCAUUCGUUCGUGUUGAAGUUAUUGGAUUUGUUUGAUUCUGAGGACCCGAGGGAAAGAGAGUAUUUGAAAACGAUACUUCAUAGGGUAUAUGGGAAGUUUAUGGUGCAUAGACCGUUUAUAAGGAAGGCGAUUAAUAACAUCUUUUAUAGGUUUAUAUAUGAGACUGAGAGGCAUAGUGGGAUAGGUGAGUUGUUGGAGAUUCUAGGGAGUAUUAUAAAUGGUUUCGCGUUACCUAUGAAAGAGGAACAUAAGUUGUUUCUUGUUCGGGCACUCAUACCACUGCACAAGCCGAAACCGGUUGCAAUGUAUCAUCAGCAGUUAUCCUACUGUGUUGUUCAGUUUGUUGAAAAGGAUUACAAGUUGGCUGAUACGGUUAUAAGGGGUUUGUUGAAGUACUGGCCUGUUACUAAUUGCCAAAAAGAAGUCCUUUUUCUUCAGGAGCUUGAAGAAGUGUUGGAGACUACACAGGCGGCAGAAUUUCAGCGUUGCAUGGUUCCUCUUUUUAGACAGAUUGCUCGUUGCCUUAACAGCCCACACUUCCAGGUCGCAGAACGAGCACUAUUUCUAUGGAACAAUGAGCACAUAGUGGGACUGAUCGCCCAGAACCGCAAUGUCAUUUUGCCAAUCAUUUUUGAUGCUCUGCAAAAGAACAUAGAUAAUCAUUGGAAUCCAGCUAUCCAUGGGCUGACCGUAAAUGUUCGCAAAUUGUUCAUGGACAUGGAUGCUGAUUUGUUCGAUGAGUGCCAAGGACAGUAUUCUGAGAAAGCAGCUCGAGCCACUGAACUGGAAGAGCAGCGAGAAUUAAGAUGGCAGAGAUUAACAGCUGCUGCAACAAAAGGAUGCUAAAGGACACAGUUCACUGCGAUUAUCCAUUAAGGUUGGAUUGGACCCCAAAUCCAGAACUGGAUGUGUGGUCAUGAUCAUUUGUUAUAAUGGUAUUCAUUUUUCUCUUAGUUUUUGUUCGUCGGUUUCAGUGUGCUGAAUCGUUGAAGAUGACUGGCAAUGCAGCAGCGUGUAAUUCAUAUAUGUAUUUGAUAACUGCUUUGUCGCGUGCUGCAGCUGAAGAAUGGUUUGCUUAAGUAUCUCGUGUAAUUUGUUAUGUAAUUUUAUCCUCUAGAGAGAAAUUUUUAUUCUUCGGUGA